UCUCUGUUUCGAAUCCGAGAAUCUAGCUCGAAGGAUUCGAAUCCCUUUGCUUCAUUUGCCAAAACCGAUCCUUGAUGGGUUUGGAUGAUCUCGACCUUUGACCAGCUUUACUGUUCUAAGUUUUAUCAAAGAUCUUAAAGUGGAGUUACCAAGAUGGCGUAUGAACUAACUGAGCAAAAGAAAGUUGGGUUAGGCCUGAUUGGCUUUGGUUUAUCCUUUUCGUUUCUUGGUAUCAUCUUGUACUUUGACAGAGGUUUGCUCGCUCUUGGAAACUUGUUUUGGUUGAUAGGUGUUGGGCUUUUACUUGGUUGGCAGUCAACUUGGAGACUAUUCACCAACGUUAACAACUUGAAGGGCACAGUCUGUUUCGUGCUUGGACUCUUUCUUAUAUUUGUACGUUGGCCUAUAAUAGGCAUUAUCCUUGAGAUGUAUGGUUGCAUUGUCCUAUUCGGCGGAUUUUGGUCAACGGUAAAGAUGUUCCUUUCCCAGAUUCCUUUUGUUGGGUGGAUGAUUCAGUAUCCUCUCAUGGUUCUUGAGCAACUUGUACGAGGUUCUCGUUGAAAAAGAUACAUAAAUCUCAAUCCCAUCUCUUCAGCCUCUUCAAAAAGCUUCUCUAGAAUUCCAAAACAAUUGUUGCUUUACUUUUUUUGUUUUCUUUUAGAAAUAGAAUCAAAUCCUUUUACGUUCCUUUUUUUUGGGACAUGACAGAGACUUUGCUCUGUUUCACAUUCUAACUUUCUUUCUAUAUAUAUAAAAAAAAAGUAGUUUACUUC
Brassica napus (rape) is the source of this 773-nucleotide messenger RNA. Its product is annotated as vesicle transport protein GOT1-like. Bases 154 to 561 code for a protein of 135 amino acids. The transcript is spliced from 7 exons. Gene Ontology annotation, biological process: endoplasmic reticulum to Golgi vesicle-mediated transport; retrograde transport, endosome to Golgi. The record is from RefSeq and is a predicted model, not a curated record. Lineage: Eukaryota; Viridiplantae; Streptophyta; Magnoliopsida; Brassicales; Brassicaceae.